Micropterus salmoides (largemouth bass) is the source of this 869-nucleotide messenger RNA. RefSeq lists its product as uncharacterized. Bases 1 to 855 code for a protein of 284 amino acids. The transcript has 3 exons. Lineage: Eukaryota; Metazoa; Chordata; Actinopteri; Centrarchiformes; Centrarchidae. The record is from RefSeq and is a predicted model, not a curated record.
AUGGUUUUCCAGGAUUCUACAACGAAGGAGGACUUUCUCACUCUUCUGCACUUGAAGGACAGAACAAGGGGUCAAAAAAAAUACGUAGAUGAAAAUUGUAUUCCCAUUCAGAAACUGGUGGCAAUCCCUACUGAUGGGGCUCCGGCAAUGCGCUCUGGUUUUAUAGCACUGUGCCGCAGUGAUCCUGCUUUUCCAGACUUUGUGAAUUAUCACUGCGUAAUUCAUCAGCAGGCCUUGGUUGGGAAAGUCGUGGACUUCUCUCACGUCAUGACCCUGCUGGUCAAACUGAUUAACUCGAUUCGAGCAGAAGCUCUCCAACAGCGUUUAUUCAAGGCGUUACUGGAUGAGCUUGAUGCCGCUUACGGAGACCUGAUUCUCUACGCUGAUGUCUGGUGGCAAACUGGAAAACUUCCCCCCUCCUUCACUGUCAGAGUUGGAGAUGAAGUCACUUUGCCUUGUGAAAAUGUGAAAGACGGUCAGCAAGAAUGUGAAAAUACUACAUGGCUCUUUGUUGGUUCAGGAAACACAGCAGCAGUAAAACUGGUAAAACUUGGGCAGAUUGGUGAAAACACCAAAGCUAAAUCAGACAGACUGAGUGUUACAGAGAACUGUUCUCUGGUUAUAAAGAAGGUCACAGAUCAGGAAGUUGGUCGUUAUCACUGCAGACAGUUCAUAUCAAAACAACAACAAGUUCCAGACUCUCGGGUUCUUCUGUCUCUUAUUAUCAUGACUGAACGUAAGGACGCUGAUAAGGUGACGUUAAACUGCUCUGUGUCAAAAUAUGAACAGUCCUGUAUACACACAGUGAAGUGGCUGUAUGAGGGUAAAGAUGUGGACAAAGAUAAAAAGACAUGAAGACAUCACAGUCU